Saprolegnia parasitica CBS 223.65 is the source of this 468-nucleotide messenger RNA. RefSeq lists its product as hypothetical. The transcript is spliced from 5 exons. Gene Ontology annotation, molecular function: protein binding. The coding region runs from base 52 to 468 and encodes 138 amino acids. The record is from RefSeq and is a predicted model, not a curated record. NCBI's taxonomy places the organism in Eukaryota, Oomycota, Saprolegniomycetes, Saprolegniales, Saprolegniaceae.
CGACCAAUCGCAACGACGCUUGGAUACGGCAUCGUAUCCAGUACGUGGCAGAUGCUCAAGAAGCCCAAGCUACGGCCGUCCUGCGACGACGCUGUGUGCAACCUCUCGCACCGCGAUCUGACGACCGAGGCGUGCGAGCGCGCACUCGGAGGGUUUCGCGCGGCGCGACGCCUCGACCUUUCCCGCAACCAGCUGACUGCGCUGCCCCACAAGACGCUCGAGAGCCACCUCGUGGAGCUUCACGUCGGCUUCAACUGCCUCCGCGAUAUCCAAGCGGUCGCCGGUCUUGCGCAUUUGCAGGUCCUCGACCUGAGCUACAACAAGCUCGACCACGUCGACGUCUUGGUCUACUGCUCGGCGCUCCAGACGCUCAAACUCCAAGGCAACCGGCUCACCAACUCGCGGGGCAUCGACGGUCUCAAGCAGCUCCACGACCUCGACCUCUCGGACAACAUCAUCGAAGCGUAG